GUGACAAUUAACGUAGGUAAAUCGCAAGAUUAAACUUGCUUGCCAAUAUUUAAAUAUUUUCUCAUACAUAACGUUUAUGGACUUAAUUUUGUGAAAUGCUUUACAAAGUGUACGAUAUUUUUGUGUUUAUAAAUGUUACUUCUUAAAAUGGGAUAAACUGUAAACAUGUUUCCAGUGAUUUCUUGUGGAAUUUGUGGUUAUGGAAUAAAUUGCUGACGACAUGGAAGUAUUAGAUCAAUAGUGGGAAUAUGGCUGCAAAUUCUUCGGACACAAGGAAUUCUACAUUGGUUCCAUCUACCGCUGCGAAAACAACAUUUUUGGUGAUAUUCCUCCUUGUCGGUUUAUUUGGAAACCUCCUUCUAACAAUAACAAUAGGAAGUAGUCGGAAACAUAGAUCGAUUGUAAUAAAUAUAAUAACAAUUAAUUUGGCAAUCACAAAUUUGUUGAACUGUUUUUUGAACUUUUCAUUUGCAAUAGGAUAUACUGUAUCCCCAUCUUUAGAUUUGGAUACGAAUUUAUGUCAGGUAAAUUCCUUUUUCAUGAACAUAGUAACAAUAGAAACGCCUUUGACUCUGACAUUGUUCAGUCUUGACAGAUUUAUUUAUUCUAUAAUGCCAGAGAAAUAUGUAAGUCUACAAAAUAUUCCAAGAACAAUUUUUAUGAUAAUGUAUACUUGGAUACAAUCAGUGGCAUUUAGCUUUCCAUUCAUUGCCGGACUGAUUUCUGUCGAAAUAUAUAUUUAUCUGAGUGUCUGUCUUCAAGCUGAAGACAUUAACAGCCAGUUCCUUGCAUUCAAUGUGUUGCUGUGUUACAUUUUACCACUCUGUGCAAUGAUUUUUUUCUUUGUUUUCAUUCUGAAGGCUGCGUGUUCUCAGCGGGACCAUAUACAUACUAUCAUGACUCAACAUCAAUACUCCAAAGACACAGACAGUGACCGAAAUCUGUAUUUAACUGAAGUUAGUGCUACAAAAACGGUUGGUGUACUUUGUUUGGCCUGGUUAAUUUGUGAAAUGCCAUUUUUAAGUGCGUUCAUUGCGCGUCUGACUUUUAAAAAUAUUUAUUACAGUCCGUAUGCUAACGUUACUUUAUUAUGGUUGAAGUUUUCAUAUGUAAUGGCGCUGCCAUUAACAGUGUUUAUGUUUAACAAAGAUAUUUGGCAAACAUUUAAAGAUAUGAUAUUCUGCAAAAAACGAAAUUCGGUGGAUGACGCCACAAAUAAAGAAUAUUCGCCAGACAGUUCGAAAGACAGUUUAUCUGACAAAUUGAAGUUGAAAGUUAAACUAUCUGACGAAAUAAAAGUUUUCAAAGAGGAACAAGUUAAAGAAAAUGGCGUUCGAAAUACCGGAUUUCAAGUUCCUGUAUUUUUUGCUACGUCACAUGGUGUUCAUAUGCACACGAUGGAUGACGAUGAAAGUUUGUCAGACAGUGAUGAUGUAUAUGAUAAUCCUAAAGUAAUGAAAUGUGACGUACUUGGAUCUCAGGAAUUCCUUAAUCAGUGUGAUACUAGUGAUUACGAUUCAAGUAACGAAUUAGACCCAUUCUCAGUGUCACACCCGAUAACAAGCAAGAGUGUAAAAGAUGCAGACGAUACAUUGCAAAGACGAUCAAGUUCACAUCCGGAAGUGAGAAUGAAAUCAACAGAUCACGCGCAAACGACAGUUACAAUAUCGUCUGCGGCUGACUCAGGUUUAGAUAUUAGUACAAAUAAAACAGGAAUAGCUUUCUUAACAACAGAUACCUCCAAAAACAUGUUGGAUACUCAUAACGAGAUAAGCGAACUCAGUCAAAAUAGUAGUGCUAGUAAAAAUGGACUUGCUAUUCCUGGUGAAAUUAAAGAGUCUUUCUCUAAAAUUGUGCUUCAGAGUAGACCAAUUCAAAACGAAAAUGAAACUAUGUUAUGCUCAAACAGUUAUACGUCUGAUUUAGAGAGCACUAUAACGUCGAUUUCAGAUUCGCAUUCGUCGAAAAAGAAGAAGAAGAAGAAAGAUAAAUUUUCCAAAUCAAAUACGUCUGAAGUCAGCCAUACCUCAAGUUGCAUGCUCAGUAUUAAACCGCCAACGAGACUACAACCUCUACCAAACUCUCCAAAUCAUCCAAAACUUGAGGGAGGAACUUUAAGCAAUAAACUAUCAUUAGAUAUAUUAUCUGCUCAGCAAUUAUGUGACACGUCCGUCGUCACACCUAGUGCCUGUCAUCUUGUUUCUGAUGAUCUUGUUAACUAUGUACAGUCCUCUUAAACAAAAUGAACUGUGGAAGUGUUUUAGAAGAUAGAAGUAUAUGUUAUUGGAGUAAGCGCGAGACUAUUUUCUUUCUUUCAUUUAUAUUUUAUGGGCAUUAAUGUAUUCUUAAAAUUGUACAAACAUGUUGUGUGGUUAAGUUCCAGUUGUAAUAAUAAGUUUUCAUUUAUUUCAAGUUUGCUUGAGAAGUUUGUUCGUAAUUUAUUGUUUGGUUGUAAAUUUAUUUUGGUGUUAGAUCAAUAUCAUUUAUAUUUUUCAACACUUCAUUUUCUCGUCCCAGUGCCUAUUAAAAAUUGAUGUUGAAAUUAGGCGCUUGAAAUCCUGGGGUGGUGUUCUCGAAGUUAUCUUAGGAAUAGGACGUGUCCUAAGUCUAUCUUAUGACAGUUCGUUGUCCUAAGUCGUGUUCUCGAAGCUCUCUUAACUUAUGAUAUAUCUCAUUUUUCGUCCCAACUUUAGGACACCCAAUAAGGUGUCUUAAGUGCAUCCUAUCUUCAUCCUAGUGUAAUAAAAUUUGGAUUUUGCAUUUGCUCAUUAUUUUACGUGAAAAUGAACAUGAAAUGAAAUAAAACGCACCAUCGGUUAUUAACUUGUAUAGAAAGAAAUUGUGCAUGAUUUUAAACUUUGAACUUCGUGUUUCACGAUACGAUUACACUACAAAUUAAAUACUCAUUUCAAAACAAAAUGUUUUCCAGUUUAAAUAACAAUCAUUUUUUAUAUAAUUACAUUGGUUAUUAUGCAUUUAAUUCUGUAAAUGUUAUUAUAAAAUCCGUAAACAAUUUUAUUAAAUAAUUUCGUCAUUUAUAAAUGUUUUAUCAAAAAAUAUCUUGAACAAUUUAAAAUUUUUACUUAGGAUAUGUUUAGGACGUCCUAACAUAAGAUUCGUCUAAGAUAGCUUCGAGACACAACUUAAGAGUGUCCUAAGUAGAUAUUAAGUCCAUCCUAAAAUUUGUCUAAGAUGUGUCUUAGGACGACUCUUAGGAUACUUUCGAGAACACCACCCCUGAAUUGUCAAAAUGUUAAAUUCACUAUGAGUCAACCAUUUAAUUUUAACUUUUAUAGUCCACUUGGUUUAUAAAGAACGUGUAUAUAUGAGAGUGAAGGGGAGUAAAUGUUGAACUAUUUUGAUCAGUUGUGAAUUAAUUUUUUUACAGAAAUGAAGAACUAUGCUAAAUAUUUUGUAAGAAAAGAUGUAAAACUAUAUAUUAUGCCAAACUGAUGUAAUUUUUCAAUAUAUUUUUUCAAGUAAUCAUUGUAAUAUGAAUAGAACCUCCAACUUUUACUCUUCAACAAAUUUUCUCCACGGAUUUCAAAUUUUAAAAGAUUUUUUUUAUUGAAAUGCUUUCGAUGCAACAAUUUCUUCUGUGAAAAACAUAACAAUUUUUCACACAUUAACAUCUUUAAUCACAUGCUUGCACGUUCGUUGCUUUUCUCACAAGACCUUCGUCUUAAUUAAAUUUCAAUCUGGAAAAAACAAUUCUCAACAGUUUUGAGUUCUUCCUCUGAGUUUGGUAGCCCUUAUUUCCUCUGCUUGCUAUAUGUAUAAGGACACUUUAUACCAUUGCAGCCCGUUUCUUUUCAAAUCGUCUUUUAUGGUUAAGUUUGUUUAACCUCGAUUGACAUUAUGAAUUAACUAUAUACUCCUGCAAUACAAGUGCAUCAAAUGAACAGUUAUAUCAAUUUGACAUAACAAAUUAGUUUUCUAAAUGCUCCUAAUGAGAAAUAAAUUUAGCGGAACUUGUCUCUUCCUCUUUCGAUACACCUUUAUCAUGUACCGGAGUAUUAUAUAACAUUUAUUCUUUUUUAAACUGGCUUCUUUUCAUUACCAAACUUUAUAAAUUAACCGUUGUAACAGGAUUUUCAUGCCUAAUAAAAUUCAUGUUUAUAGGCAUUCUAUUUGACUUUAAUUUGGUUAAUGUUCAAAAUUAUUUCCAGCAGUUACUUGAAAUAUUAAAAUUUCGUAAUGUUAUGGGAUGGUCUUGAAUCGUUUUUUUUUAAUUAUUAUUUUGAAUAAAAAGCAUUAAUUUGUUUACUUUUUAUAAUGAUAUAAUGUGUAUUCGUUCUGUUUACAUUAAGGUUGUUUUUCUUUUCACUAUUAUCCAUAAGUAUAUUGAUUUUCUCAUCAAAAGGGCUAAUAAUAUACAUGAAAUGUUUGAUCAUACACUAAAUGUGGACUGAAAAACUUUUAACACAUACAACGUUAAACAAAAUCGCUUUACAAUCGCUUAGAACACAUUUUUUUUUUAAGUCAAUUUUUAUUAAGUGGGUGAUAUUUAAAGUGAAGACAUGUGUUUCACGUAUAAGGAACGUGUAGAAUAACCAUAUGCUCAUGUUAGCGAGUAUGUGGAGUGUUUAUUGUGUAUUAGUAUUGUCAUUUUUUUUAUUAUUUUGUUGUUGCUGCCAAAAAUUAAAAUACUUCUAUAGAUAACAAAAAUUUAACUAUGCUACCUCAGCUCUAUUUUUGGCAAAAAAUAAUUACAUCUGAUUGUUGAACUUCUGGGAACCCUUAUUUGAAAUACUUCAAUUCUACGUAAAAUUAUGAAAUUCACACUAAGAGCAAAACAGUGUCCCCAACUCAGGUUUGCCAACACUUAAGAUGCGCAAAUAGCAAUAAAUUGUAACCAAUAAGCGAGUUCACAAACUUCAAGAUUUCAUAAGCAUUAGGUUCGGGUCAGUGUCUGUCGUUAUUUUCAACGGCAUGCUUUGGGACUGACUUAGAUUACUUCUGUCGUUUCGACGGCCUGUAUUUGAACUUGCGGUGUUUACAUGAAAUAAAAAGUUAAGAAAAUAGAAUAUUUGGGUUAAACCAAGUAUUAUAAUGGUGCAAUAAACUUGUUUAAAAUUACUUAAGUUUGCAAUAAUAUCAAUUUAAAAUAUGAAAACUUGUCAUUAAAAUUUAAAAAGACGCACAUGAAGCGUUACUGUAUGUGUGAAUGGUAUAGUAAAAUAUAAAACUUUAAUAUUCGAACUUGGAAUAUAUCCAGUAUAUAGCAUAGUCUAUUUUAAGAAAUUAUACAUUGUUUGUAUGAAUUAUUUCAAGCAAUUGAAAAAGAAAUAUUUGUGUUUGUUUACAUUUUUUUUUUGGGGGGGGGGGUAUAAAAAGGCAUUAAUUUUCUCAUUUCAAAUGUUUCACAUAUGUCACUUUGUGGCCUUUAUAGCUGACUAUGCGGUAUGUGUUUUGCUUAUUGUUGAAGGUCGUAGACUACAGUGACCUGUAUUCCAGUUGUUCACUACUAAAACUUCUAUAGUUGUCUCAUUGGCAGUAAUACCAUAUCUUAAGGCUUACUUUUUAUAAUUAUUUAUUAUUAACUCUUGUAAUAGUAUAUUCAUUCUGUUGAUGAUACACACAAUAUAACACAACCACAUUGUAAUAUUUCAAGUCUUCAAGUUACUUUGGUACAUCAGUUCAAAAUUGGAAAAUUAUCUGUAUUAAACAUAAACAUUUAGACCUAAGGACACAUCUUUUAGUUGUUCUAAAUUUUAACAUGAUUAUAUAAAAAUGCAGGUCAAAUUCGUAAAUCUAACAAUAGUUAUAUGAAUAGAUCUUCCUUACGUCAUAGGGUCAAAUAACUAAAUACUUCAAGUAGACUUUGUGACACUUUGUGCUUGUUUAAAUGUAUUGUGUUUUUGUUAUAAAUGAAUGUAAUACGAAUUGCACAUAAAUCUGAUAAAAGAUUGUAUCUUAUGCAUAUUAUACGUUAUAUGCAUAUUGCAUUAGAUAAAAUAGAACAGGUGACCUUAGUCAACUGUCAGAGAAAAUCUUGGUCUCGUUUAAAUUGAAACUUCCAUGAAGUUUUUAUAUUGAUCACAUGUAUAACUUGAUUUCAUUUGUUAGAUUCUUUACAGAAUUAAAUAUAUGUUCAACAGUUAAUGCGCUACAUCAAAAUGUAUUGUAUUGAAAGUUAUAGUAUGGCUGUAAAAGAAUAAAAUUAAGAAAUAUUUCUCAGUUGCAAUCAGAAUGCAUUAUUGUGUGCUCUCUGAAAACUACCAUAUCUUGGUUUGAGCGUGGUAUAGGUACUUCAGGAAAUAUAAGAUAUUUUGAAAUAUUUGUUAAUAAUUGUUAUAUAUAUUAAGUUAUUUAUUGUAUAUUUUUUAUUGUUGUUGAAGAAUUUUUGACAUUUUUGAUAUGUUGCACGUUUUGAUACAAAUAAUUCCGUCCAGUGAAAUGUUUACUUUUUGUAACUUUCAAAGUUGAAUAAAAAAUGAAAAUAUAAGA
This is a messenger RNA of Mytilus trossulus (common blue mussel), 6450 nucleotides long. RefSeq lists its product as uncharacterized. Gene Ontology annotation, cellular component: membrane. The record is from RefSeq and is a predicted model, not a curated record. Lineage: Eukaryota; Metazoa; Mollusca; Bivalvia; Mytilida; Mytilidae. Bases 249 to 2237 code for a protein of 662 amino acids. Gene Ontology annotation, molecular function: G protein-coupled receptor activity. The transcript is spliced from 2 exons. Gene Ontology annotation, biological process: G protein-coupled receptor signaling pathway.